AUGAUAAUUAAGCCCCGCUUACAAACACAUGUCAAAUCCUAUUUGAUAGCUAGUCUACGAUGGAUAAACGUUUUGGGUAUUGAAACAAGUUGCGAUGAUACUGCAGUUGCGAUUAUUAACGAUAGGAAAAAAGUUUAUUCGGCGUUGCGAUAUACGAAUCGAGAUGAACAACGUGAAAAAGGUGGGAUAUGCCCCGCAUCAGUUGCGAUUCAACAUCGCGAGAAAUUACCGAACUUGGUCUCAAAGUGUAUGCGGGAGUCGGGACUAUCAUAUGAAGAGAUUGAUGCCAUAGCUGUUACAACAAAGCCGGGACUAGUUAUUGCUCUGAAGGAAGGAAUUAAAACAGCUAUUGAAGUUGCAAGAGCCCAAAAGAAGCCACUUAUACCCGUUCAUCAUAUGAGAGCUCAUGCUCUCUCCGGCUUUCUCUGCUCUGAAUCUUUGCAGUUUCCGUUCUUGUGCCUCCUGAUAUCAGGAGGGCAUUCAUUAAUUGUAUUAGUAAAACAAGCUGAGGAUUUUGAAAUAUUAGGACAGAGUUUAUCGGGCAGUGCAGGGGAAUGCCUGGACAAGAUUGCUAGAGAACUAAAUGUACAAUCCAUGGAAGGAUGUGAGAAUAUUCAUCCAGGUGCAGGUUUAGAGCUUGUAGCCAAAAAGGCGUCUGCCGAUGGUUACUUACGUUAUGCUGUUGGUCUUCCCAGCACACCUAGAGCCGAUAUGAAUUUUUCACAAUUGAAAUCGAGUUUCCUGAACCUGAUCAAACGAAAAAAAGAUUCUGACGACUUUUCCGUAGAAGAUUUUUGUAGUAGCGCCCAGCAUUUUGUAGCCCGCCAUAUUAUAUCCAAAUUGAAUGCUGCGUUUGAUCAUUUGAACUCCACUGGCGAAAUAAAGAGUCUACGCCAUUUAGUGAUAAGUGGGGGAGUAGCGUCUAAUAUGUAUAUAAACAACGGUAUAAGAAAACUAUGCUCUCAUUAUAACAUUGAACACAUACCUGUACCUCCACACCUAUGCACCGAUAAUGCAGAAAUGAUAGCUUGGACGGGUACUUUAAUGAUGAAAGAGAAAAGCCGAGACAUUUACAAAUCCUCUGAUAUACCGGACUUGAUAUAUGCUCAUGCUAAAUAUGAAAUCGGCAAUGAUGUUCGAGAUAAGUUACCCAAGAAAACUUUCAAUAAGCUUAGCGGAUAUACUAUUCAUGAUGAUUUACCAUUGAAGUUUUUCAAUUCAGACAUGUUCAAGAGUCGUUCAUAA
Messenger RNA from Auanema sp. JU1783, 1245 nucleotides. The record is from the annotation of a GenBank genome assembly. Lineage: Eukaryota; Metazoa; Nematoda; Chromadorea; Rhabditida; Rhabditidae.